Molecule: messenger RNA, 2203 nt
Organism: Heterotrigona itama
Lineage: Eukaryota; Metazoa; Arthropoda; Insecta; Hymenoptera; Apidae
Source: the annotation of a GenBank genome assembly
AUGAAAUAUUCUCUUAGUUUGAGAAGGAGAGCAACCCACGCCUGCGCUCUAUUAGGAUCCAGAAAACACAUCUGUACCAGUAAAUUCGGUGGUCCAGUUAACCGAUCGGCUAGUUGCUUCGCGAAUUCCGCGAGACAGGUCUCGAUCACGAUUUUCAUUCCUUUGGUUUCUCGUAAAAACUAACUGUAUGUAAAUCGUUCAAAUCGGCGACCUAAGCUUUUUUUAACAUUCAACUGCGGCAGUUUAUAUUUUUGCAAUAUCUCUCUUAUUUUUCAUUGUAGUGAAAAUUUUACUGUGAAAGUUAGAACGUCAGACAUUCCUUAGUACAAUUAAGAAUUUAAUCACUAUAAUUCAUAGUUGAAAUUUUACAAAUCUUUCUUCUUAUUCUUUUUAUUUUAGUUUCUUUGAUACAAAUUUGGUAAAUUUGUAACUGUUUUAGAUCAUAGAAUUGUAAUUUUCAUGCAAGUUUCAUAAUUAUUUAAAAAUUCGAAUGAUUUCUCGUAAUUUAUCGUAUUAUAAAUUUUCUUUUAUUUUCUUGAGUUUUAUAAGUUUGAAUUUCGAAAUAACUUUUCAUAAAAUCUAUGAAUGAAAGCUUAUACUGUAUUUUAUUGUAUAUUUUCUAUACAUCGGUUUUAGUCAUUUAGUCUUAAAACUUUUUUCAAAUUCCAAAAACAAAAUUAAAAAAUCAGUAUCAGUAUUGUAAUUUCACGUUCUAAUUUCAUCCGCUUGCAAAGAUUCUUCUUAAAAUAUUAGAAGUUCCUCUAUUUAUCGAAACACGAAAAUUGAAGUAGAGCAAUAAUAAAAUAUUUAAUGUAUUAUAAUAUAAAUAUUUAAUAACAUGUUAAAUCAAAUUAUAAUAUAGUAACAAUAAUAAUAAUAAUAUAUUAAAUUAAAUUAUAAAUAUUAUAUUAGAUUAUAUUAAAUUAUAAAUAUAUAUUAAAUUAAAUUAUAAAUAUUAUAUUAGUAAUUCAAUAAUACUUUAACAUUAAUUUAAUACUAUUAAUUAUAAUGCUAUAUAACAUAAAUAUUUUGUAGAUGUUCCUGUAAAAGAUGAAAGUGGAAACAUGAUUUACAAAACAAUAUGUAAUUUACAAGGAAAACAAUGAAACUGUAUCAACAAAGGUGUGUAAUUUAAAGGUGUGAAAUAACAAUAUCUGGUAUUGUGUUUGAAGUGAAACUUCAAAAUGUAUUUAUAAUUUAUUGUAGAUAAUUUCCAGUGUACUGUGUCCAAACGUUUCACCCGAAUGGAUCAUUUUUUCAAAGAUAAAAAGAAUGAGGAUAGCUAGAAGAAGAAAACUAGUAGAUUAGAAGCGUGAUUUAUUGAAAGAAAUGUGACUCGAAUGAAUCGAAAUAAGAUUUUCUGUAUAACGUGCUUCUGUUUGUCUGGUGUUCCAUAAAUGAUUCGCAUCAAUGAACUCAGAACCGGCAGCGUCUACUUCCUACGAAGGUAAGCGCUCUUUCUGUUGAUUUUAGGUAAAGAUCUGCUUGAAUAGAAGGAUUGUGCUGACGAUAACAACACUGUUGAAACUGCUGAUAAAACUGUGAAUUAAUUCGUUCAUUCACUUUUGCUAUUUUCUUUUUUUUUUUUUUUUAAUGAUGUGCUGAACAGUAAAAUCACACAUUAUACAUUAUAUAAUAUAACAUUUACAACUGAGGAUUUUUAUUUCCGCAUAAUUGGAAAUGGAACUUAAAUUUGUUCCUUCUGUCAGUUAUUAUAAUAAAUAUUCUAAUUUGUCUGUAAAAAGUUGUAUAAGUAUAAGAAAUAUUGUAAAAAGUUCUUCAUUCUGUAUAGCUUUGCACGUUAUCGCCAUUUUGUAUAUUUUUGGACUCACAAAUUUUCCAUGAAUGCAUAAAUGUUUUCAGUUUUAUACACAAUUGCGAAACUUUUAUAUGUUUAUAUAAGAAAAUAUAUCAUAUAAAGCAAAGUAUAGCUGCUUUCAAUAAUAUCUAGUACAUAAAAUAAUUUUUCGACCAAAAUUCUAUUUCUUUUUAAUUAUAUAUUCUGAAAUAUAAAAUAUAAAUAUAAAAUUUAAUAUAAAUUUACACGAAAAUUAUUAUUUUGAAUAUUUUAACUAAAUUAUACGUUUUUAUAUCGUGAUUGGAAUAAUUGUCAAUUAUUUCUAAUGACUGUUGUAUCAUGAGAAAGAUUGUCUUUUACAUUAAUUCAAGUAUGUAAAUAGUUUUUUUUUUUCUUCAGAAAUAA